Molecule: messenger RNA, 1182 nt
Organism: Saitoella complicata NRRL Y-17804
Lineage: Eukaryota; Fungi; Ascomycota; Saitoellomycetes; Saitoellales; Saitoellaceae
Exons: 4
Coding region: 102-1052 (316 amino acids)
Source: RefSeq, a predicted model, not a curated record
CCCACGUGCACAGACUUUCGGGCCGAGCCCUGAUCAGAACACCUAAGUAUGCCCAACAGAUCACAGCAGACAUGUAAAUCCAUUGUGAUAUCUACCUUAACAUGUCUGUGCACAGCUCCGGCAAACCCUUAUUGGGCGAGCGGCCAUCGUAUAGUCCACCGCCGCUCGAUACAGACCGCACUUUCAUGAGCCUCAGCCCUCCUCCUCUGGACGGUUAUCGCUGGCGUGACAGACCGGCAACGCCUGCUCCGGCGCACUACCUGGACCCCCAGCAUUCUCGGCCGCACUAUCAUCCUCGGCAACAGUCUCUUUCUCAUCUCUUGCCCGAUGAGGAUUCGGGUACACCGCUGGAGUACCGUGAGAGUCGAGAGGCGGCCAUAGCACGACAUCGGGAUAGCGCAGGGAAAGGGCUGACGCGUCUCAAGUUUUUUCUGAGGACUAAUUUCGUAAUUCGACAUCUAGUCCUUAUAUUCAGCUUCAUCGCUCUCUACUACCAAUGCCGCACCAUGCAUGUGUAUCUAUCGACGUCUUAUUCGCCUGACUGGCCCGAAAACGUUACCACAUGGCCAACGUGGAUUGCUAUCGCUUCAACAUGUCUCGUAGUUCUUCUCUCCGGUCUCGGGCUGUGCUUGUACUGUUGCACGCCCUUAGAGUCGGUCUACAGCGGGUUUAGAUAUAUCGAGAAGAUUUUGAAUGUCAUAGUUGGGGCGAUUUUAGUGAUUUUGGCGUCUGCCCUCUCAUACGCCAAGUAUCGCAGUCCAAACAGCAUUUUUCCAUUUGCAUGCAAUGCAACUCAAGAUGACAAUCAAAUCAACUUCAAGAACACGUGUACAAUGGGGGAUCACUCGCUCAACUGUGUCUACUUCGUAGCGUGCAUCAGCAUGUUGGCCAUGGUAAUCAAUGCCAUUGACGCAUGCACAAAUGUUGGUGAGCAUGGUGGGAGCAACAGGAAUACGCUGUACUUCUGUGGAAUGGGAGACAGUGGCGGUGACGUGUGUUUUGCCUGUAUAGCAGGGUGCUGUCAGAUCGCAGGAAGCUGUCAGUGCUGUUGAUCGACGCGUUAUGGAUUUAGAGUUAGGGAUGGAUCUCCCUUAAGAUUCCCACGCCCGACCAGGCUUCAUGCAGGCUCAUCACGUGCGGGCCUCGAUCAACAACCUCCAGCGUGCCCAAGUCCAAGUCCAA